UCAGUGACAGAAAACAUGGUCUGUUCCAGCUGUCAUUGUUAUGCUUUAUGAAUGACGUGUUCUGCCUAACAACAGGCUACGAUUGGAUGAGGGAAGAGGACUUCAGGGACAGACUGUAGGAAGGGACAAGGAGAUAUGCAAAAGUUCUCACGCAGCUCUGGAGACAACAGAUGACUGAAAUAAGCCCGGAUUAUAACUCCCUCAUGAUGAAAGACCCUUUGAAAGGAAGGUUUGCCCCGGCAUAGCUGUUCCUCCAGGAAGCACAGCAUGUUCAGCGUAGAGGACCUCCUAGUUUCUCAUGGGUACAGAGUGUCUAAGAACACACUAUCCUCAUAUCAGCACAGGACUGACGGCUAUCAACAUGAAGCCACGGACAGCAGGUCUGGAAGUGGGAUGGUAAAUGGUUUUCAGCCAGACCCAGAGUCCUUUGCUGCAAACCCCACUCAGACCAAGGGCUUUUUCAGUGACCAUGAAAAGAGUUGUGUGAACAAGAGACGGCAGAUCAUCUCUGCAGGUUAUCCCAAGAGCAAUCAGUCUACAGAGGCAUGUCAUUCUUCAGAUGCAUGCCUGAGACCUUGCGUGUGUAGGAGGGAAGCUGUCCAUCCAGCGAUAAGGGUAUCCGACAGACUUCAUCCUGAAAGACCAUGUUGGGCAAGGACGGAUAAAGAUAUUCAGUAUUGGAGAAGAAGAGGCCAAGAUUUCAGUGUUUUAUUAAACCAUGGGGACAAUGGAGCACCAAGUGAAAAUAUCAUAUUGGCAACAGACAUUGAAGGAAAGCGGAGCUGUAAUAUAAUAGAAAGAAACACUAAGGACUGUCCUAAUACAAUUAUAGAAAAUGUGGAGAAAGUGAAGAAAAAAGUGUGUCAGAAAACAGUGGAGCAGCAGACUUCGGAUGGCAGCAGUGAAAAGUUAGACUUCAUCUCAUCGUCUCCAGAAGACGGAUCCUUUGUGGGUCCUAAUAAACAAAAAUCUCAAUUAAUGCCAAACGUUUCACCUGAAGGUUUAUGCCACAUGGUCAUAUCUUCAACCACCGGUGACAACUCUUUUGUAAAGGAUAAUAAAAUACAUUCAAAGGACAAUUAUAUUGCACACCAGGAUUGUAAGAAAACUCCAUUCUCCAAACCGAAAUACAGUAGACCCUCCAAGCCGCCCUCAUAUGAAGUUCACCAGCAAACAUGGGGGGCAGUGGAUGUAACUGAAAACCAGGAUAACAAACAAAAAGAUGAACAUCUGUCAUCUCCUAAAGUUUUAGAUCUCUCAGAGGAGUCUUGUUUUCAUGAUUUAGGCAUGGAACCCCCAAAUUACAUACCUCCACCAUCGUAUAAGUCCCCACCUCUUCUACAUGCAGCCAAUAAACCAUUUAAAAAAGUGCCUCGUUCAAGUGACUGCAUUCACCAAAAAAUUUUGGUGGAGAAAACCUGCACAAAUGACAAAAAGCCGAUCUGUUGUCUUGGAAAUAAUGGUCCUUUCAGUAAACCAGCCAAUCACAGGCACAUGAAACAUUGCAAACACUUCGUACAAUAUAUUCCUUUUGAUGACCCCCGUAUAAAGCAUAUAGCAGUUGCCCAGGAGGCAGAAAAACACAACCACAGUAAACAACAUAAUGAUAUCUUUAGGGUUGAUCAUACAAGUCAGGAAAGCAGUCUUCGCCAAGGAGAACAAGACAGUGCCUUUAUAAAUCCCAGAAAUGCGGGCCAUCAUUUUGUAAAAAGAGAAGGUAUUAAACACAAACAGUGGUUGCACAUCUCCAUCUCCGAUCAAAUAUGCCGUGCACUGCCUGAAAAUAGAGAUGGAGCCACGGCAUGCAGCCUACCAGAGGACAGUGAGACCACUCACAAGCUGUCUUUGAAAAAGACCCACUCUGAUAGUGCUUGUGAAACAGUAACAAAAGUAAAAAAGUUUGAACCCGAGUCUUUUGUUUUUAGCAAAAAAAGUUCAAAGAGAAAACUGAACGAAACAAUAUUUUGCUUGGUCUCCAUUCCAGUUAAAUCAGACUCUGCCCCAUCAGAUAUGUGUAAGAACAACAACCGUUUAGCGGACAAUACAGACAGGAUGAAUAUGUUAAAACAUAGCAAUGGGGGACUACAUGAGCAAAGGCUUUUAAGUGCAUCUUCCAGUGACUUAGAGCUGCAAACACUUACAGGAAGCAUGAACAAUAAUACAGAGCUACUAAAACAAGCGCAGUCCAAAACAGAGGAAAACAAACAAGCAAAUGACCUCAGAUCUGAUGAGCCGAAGAAACACAAAGAACUGACGUAUUCUGGCUCAUGGCCAGGUGAUCAGUACAAAGAUCAACAAACUCAAACCGUUUGUACGGACAUACAGACUACACCACUUUAUAAUGGUACAAGAGAAAGUGAGCUGCACAAUAAAUGUACACAAUCCCAGUUUGUUCCAGCUGGUGGGCUAGUAGAUCCCAGGCCAGCUCCAGAAAACACGAGGCAAAACAUAUUUGGCAUAAAAGGACAGAUGAGUUUUAGCCCUUCAAGUAACAGUGCAUUUUCAAGGACUUCUUCAUUAGUAACACACAUACCUAGAACAGAGCCAUGCCAAAGGUUUGAAGUUCCUAAUGUCAGCGUAGAUGGGAAAGAAAAAAAGCAAGAAAAGAAUGAGAUGGAAGAUGUAAACCCAUGCAAUAAAAAAGAGGUUUUUGGACAGUUUCUUUUAAAACCUGUUAACCGUCGUCCAUGGGAUGCUAUAAGCGAAUUGGAAAGUUUAAAUAAAGAGUUUCAAGAGCCAGAUAGUUGUGCUAAUGAUGGUGAGAAGUACGUAGUGAAGGAGCAGAGUAGGGUGAUUCAAAUGGAUGUGUCUACCACAAGGACUGCAAUGAGGAGAGAAAUGUUGAACAACAACCGACAUAUAAUAGAGGUUGAAGAGGUGCCGAUGUUUGAGGUCCUUCAGGAUCAAACUAAGUCGCAACGGUGGUGCAUAGAAAAGUUAAUGUAUGACAUUAGUGAGGACAGUACUGAAUUAUGCAAACCUUCAACCAACAAUGAGGUUAUAAAUCAACCUGUAAAGUUUCCUGAUAGACGCUUACCAGGAGAAAUACAUGUUGAAGUGAAAAGUACCGGAGAUGCAAUUUCCACAAAUGCUGGCAUGAUAGCCAAAACAGACCAAGGAUCACCAAUACAUGCAAAUAAAAUGGCCGGAGAUAAAAAACAAAGUAUUCCAGAUGCUGGGUUCCAUCACUUCAAAGAAGACAAGACAUGUUUCGACCACACAUUUUUUGAUGUUGUGAAAGUCAGUUCAGCAAAAUUUGGACAAAUUGGGGAUAACAUGUUAAGGAAGUUGUCACUAGCUGACAGAAAUCAUGGGCGUUCUGUUCCUGACUUGAGUAAACAUUGCAUUAGCACAAGCCGUAAUGGAGACUUUUAUGAGGAGCAUAACUAUUUGGAUAUCCCUGAGAAUGAAUCGCUGCAUGACAGAGCGGCAAGGAUUCUUGGAAUCGAUGUAGCAGAUGAUUGUCUAGUGUCAAAUGGGAGCUCUGAAGCUCAAAGCCCAGAAAAUGUUACCUCUGGUAGUGGAAUACAGCCGGAGAAGAGUACACGGGGAAAAUUAAGUGAAAUUUCUUUUUCUACAAAAGAGACACUGGGAAUUUUGAAGAGUGUCCUUCAUAUGCCUUUUGACAAUGAGAGAGCUGUUGAAAAAUUAAAAAACGGUGAUCAAGUACAGAAGCCAUCUUUUGCCUGCCAGUCGCUAUCGGAACAAAAUGAGACAAACAUUUCUCGUAGUGCUGAAAAAAGAGUAAGGAACACAUCUAAAAUGAUUGAAACAUUACAGGGGAAACUUGCGUCUACACCAGUUCGCACCGCUGUCGAUCGCCUAGCUCGCAUGAAAGAAGUUGAUUCUGUUUCGCGCAUGAGGCGGUUAAGCAUUAAAAGCACAGAUUCAGGUGAUGAAUUUGAUGAAGAAAAACAUGGAGUACAGGAUGGCAGAACCAGAAAAUUCUCCACUGGAACCAUCUAUAAACGAGUGAUCUCCCUAGAUGAGAGUCUGCUUAUAACAGCAAAAGGCAAAGAAAAGUUGGAUUUAUCCUGCGCAGACGCCUAUGACCCCGCCAGAGUGGAGAGAGUUUAACCUAAUAUGUGAGAAUUGGUUUGGUACAAUGUGAAGCAGUGCGCACUGAAUGAAACAGAUGGCCAAUAUUUCUUUGUCUUGUCAGACAGGAAGUGUUUGAGCAAUGUAUGGCAUACCACACUGCCGUUACUACUGCCAUAUUAACGUAACCUGUCAUCUGCACUGUAUACAAGGAAAUAUCUAAGAUAAGAAGGAUACAAAAUUUCCUAGGGAAUUCUUUUCAUAAGAAGCACUUUGAGAAGAUUUCUGGCCAACUCUUACCAAUGAGGUUUGUAAACAUGUAACUACUUUCUGAUGGGCACAUUGUUCUGUGCCACGGUCCCAAUGAAUGUACUGUUGAACUCUGCACAAGUAUGACCCAGGAGGCUAGUAACACAAUCUGAAUGUAUCCAUACCUGCACAUUGCAUAGACUUGGAAAUACUGGUUUUCUAUUUUGGUCCUUUCCUGUUUUACAUCUCUGAUCGUAUAUGGAUGCUUGUACUUUAUCGCAUUUUUGGAUGGAUGGCUAAACACAAAAUUAAUCCAACUCAUCACACAUCAUUAAAUCUCUUCACUGCUGACAGUUCUGCAAGGAAAAAAAUGAACUUUGUGUUGAAGAAUUGAUGUGUGCUUUAUGAAUGCAAAAACCCUUCUAAACAACAGCUCGGAAAGAGAACGAACACGUCUAAUUAGAUGUGUGUCUUUUCUGUAGGAGAUUCGCAAAACAUUUUGACUGUGGGGGAGGAUUUAAAGAUAUAUAUAUAUGAAAAAAAGAACUGGCUGUGUUGUAGAGUGUGGGCUCUCUUCGUGUAGAGAAAUCAGUAAACAUCUCUUUGACAACUGAAUUUUCCAAGGGAAACACGAUUUGCUGCUUAUAAAUAUCUGUAAAGAUCCAAAUGGAAAGAGCUUGUCGAGAAUCUUACAAGACAUUGUGCACAUACAGUUCAUGCUGUGUGCUAGUGUUAAUAGUGUCAGGGGUGCUUUGAAGAGGUUGAGGUAUUGUUUGGCCUAGAUUGUCACACUGGAUUGGUUAGGAGCUGCUCACGACUAAUCAGAUUGCUGUUCCUACAGCACUGACUGCUCCUGGCUGAUCAGUGCCAAGACCACUGAUUAGCGUGUAGUGCCAGGUAUGUGUUUAACAUCAUCAAGAUACUGUAUAUCACCAUGUCCUCCAACAAAUAUAAUGGGGAAGAAACAGCACUUAUAAUCUGUAUAAUAAAAUCAUUUGAAACAGUUCGCUCAUCCCAAUAGCAGACUUGGACAAAUUCUUUAUUUUUUUAGCCAUUCCAUAAAAUAGUGGUUCUACAGAUUCCCAACUAUCAUUAUCCUUGACAGAUAGUCCUUUAGCUCUACAUUCAUAUAACACAGGCAGGGGGAGAUGUAUUAAGUCUUGGAGAGAGAGAUAUAAAGUAUCAGCCAAUCAGCUCUAAACUGCCAUGUUACCAGCUGUGUUUCAAAAAUAAAAGUUAGAAGCUGAUUGGCUGGUACUUUAUCUCUCUCCAUUUAUCACUCUCCAAGACUUAGUACAUCUGCCACUUUCUUCAAGAUGUAUCUACAGAUUUCGGGGAUCAUUUAUAAACAAGUUAUAAAACUCGUUGUGAAUGGUAAAACUUGUUGCUUAGAAUAAUUGGUGCUCCAGCCAAUCGGCUCCUGUCAUGUGUUCAGCUCCUAACUGUCAUGUGUUCUGAAAAUUGACAGUUGGGAGCUGAUUGGUUGGAGCUCCAUUUAUCAUAUGAAACAAGUUUUAUCAUUCACAACGAGUUUUAUCACUCAUUGAUAAAUGGGCCCCUUAACUUGACCUGUUCUAGACUAAAACAUUUUAUUGUGCCUGAUUUAUAUUUGUUUUGUACUCCUGUAUAUAAGAGAGGAAAGGUGAGCACUGUUGGGUCUUAUCCUUAAAACAGUGUGUCAUUCCUCUCUGUGUGACGUGAGUAUAGAACCAUUAUUUAUCAAUUCGAGGAGAAUUACCAUAGUGAAGCAAUACUGUUAUAUUGGAAUAAGCACAUUAGUUGACAUACAUUAUUGUUGUUGCUGUCAUGUUGGAGGUCUGAUGGCGUAAUGUGUUUAACUUUCUUUUGGUACCAGUGCCUGUAUCCCACUAUCCUGAUUUUCUGCCUUUCUGUACCAUUGUAUGUCGCAAAGCUCACAAAACUGUAUAAGAAAUGUUGUCUGCUAUGUAUUCUGUAACAGUCUAUAUAUCCUUAGAAUAGGCUCAGGUAACCUAUGCCUCUGCAGCUGUUGCAUUGCUGCAAAUUCCAGCAUGCAGGCUGGCAAAGCAAACUUGGCGUUCUAGUUCUGCAACUUUCAGAGCCCUAGGUUGCCUACUGCUCUAGAGUAUACAUGUCUGUACUUUGUAGUCUUAACACAUUUACAAAUGCUAUUAGCUUAAGUGCCUAUGUUUGCUAAUACCCGGUCACAUAUGCAAGUAACACACAGACCCUUCAUCCAAAGACACCUCCUUUAUCAUUCCAAAGCUGUUCCAUUUGGUUUCAUACUGACCGGCACCUUAUUUAAACAGUUUUGGUGAUAAUUACCCUUUUGAAUUAGAAGACACAUGAGCGAUCACUCUUCUUGUUUCAUGUAACCACCUCUAAUCUUAUACUAUGGCUUAAUAGAUAGCCAUUUAUAGAAAUGGUUGACCACACUUGAUAAUUGAUCCCUGAGUAGGUCAUUCAGUUCAUGGGGCAGAUGUAUUAAGCCUGGAGAAGGCAUAAAGAAGUUAUAAACCAGUGAUAAGUGCAAGGUGAUAAGGCACCAGCCAAUCAGCUCAUAAUGUCAAUUUACAUAUUGGAGCUGAUUGGCUGGUGCGUUAUCACCUUGCACUUAUCACUGCUUUAUCACUUCUUUAUGCCUUCUCCAGGCUUAAUACAUCUGCCCCGAUGUGUGGAGGAUCCAGCCUGUGUCAAACCUCGACAAUAGCUUCCAGCCACCUGUUCCAACCUGGUGAUAUAAGAAUGGUCCCUUUGAAUGUCCACAGGAAAGGGCUACACUUGUUCUGUCCAGGAAACACCUACAGAGUAUUUUGUAGAAUCUUCCAUUUCCAGUUUCCAGCCUGCAUGGUUUAUCAGUAACAAGGAUCACCCAACAACAAUCUAUUGCGCACUGACUAGUGAUAGAUGAAUAGUAACCAUGACCUGUGAAUAGGGGAUAGGCUUCUGCAAUAUACAUAUUUGAUUUGAGUAAAUGAUAUUAGUUCAGAGUGGAUGCAGCAUUUUAUUUGUGCUUGUAGCUAUGCCCAAGUAGUAACUGGGAUGAUGCUCACUCCAGCUCUAAGGUCAGCACAGCUUCAAGACAUCAAAUCUGGCUAUAUGUACUGUUACAUUGGUUCAUGAAUAUUUCACAGUGUGUCAUCCAAAUGACUGUCCCUAAGGCCCUAACUGUGACUUAGAUAUACCCAAAGGCGAGGCCAUUGCUCUUACGUUUGCAGUAUUAUUUGCUUUUAUUAUAAUAAAGUAUAGGUUAUAACUAUAUUCUAACAUGAACAAUUCAUUUUCUAUGUGAAUUGCCUUGUACCCCAAGCAAUGACUUUCUGUUUGCGUGAGGCUAGUAGGAAAGUCCUGGAUAUAUGUGGUGCAUAUGGAUCCCACAUGUUAUUAGCAUGAUGAGGCAAAUCUCUGCCAUACUAGUUUACAAUCUUUAGGAAUAUUCUGUUACUUUUGUUUUCAGUAAUGCACUUUCUCUAAGCAUGACACAGCCUUUUAUAUGUUAGUAGUUAUGUCUAUAAUAUGAAAGGACAUUAAAUACUGUAUGUAGAGCACCAAUGCAAUCUGAAUGGUAUUGCCACUGAACCUAAUUAUAUGUGGAUGCUAAAUGUAUAGGGACGUAUGCUUUAAAUGUGUAACAUUAUCUCAUGUUAACUAUCUCUUCAUGCGGAGUUAUCCUCUGGCAUUUUUUAAAGUCGUUAACUGAUGCCAUUUAAAUGAAUGACAUGAGAAGUAUAUGGGCAGAGUGGGGGCAAUGGGGCAGCUGCCUUGGGCACAAUGAGGCCGGGGGGGCAUAUAACUGUGGAAGGACUGGUUUCUAGAGGAGCAGUAGAAGAACCUUAUCUUCCAUGUCUUCCCAUAUGCCAGAACACACACACUGUAUUGGCAUCUUUUCAUUUAAUGGUAAGAUAUGUUUACCUGGCACUGGACAUACUGCAUUGUGUUCUGACAUUAUAUAAUGAUGGCAUUUAUAUUUCUUCAAAAACACAUCCCCCCUCCCAACAUUCUGGAUUUGGAAAACAGGGUAAAAGUAGCCAAGUGCCAGAUACAUCCAGGCCAACACAGAUAACCUUACCCACAUCCCGAGUCUGUUUGGCACGUGUGCUCUAUGCCACAGGACCCACAGCCACCUGGACAAGAUAAAGGGUCCACCUGAAAUCAGCAUCUGGUGAAAUCGUGACAUGAGAUAAUGUUAUAUUUCAGGGACAUUCUGUACCUAUUAGAAUGACAUGAAUGGCUCCAAUCCAUUUUCUUCCUGUAUUGUACACAUUGUGUGGUCGAGAGCAGAGAUUACUUUUGUCUAUAAACCACACUAGUCUCCAUUCUCAGGCUCACCGUAACUAUAGAGGCACCAGCACACUGGCCUGCCACAGCUGUCGGUUUAUGCGGGCGAUAGCAAUAUGUCGGAAACAAGGGUGGUCCUAACAAUGAGGCAGGCUGAGGUAGCCGCCUCAUGCAGCAAGGAGUGAGGGCAACAAGUAUUGUAAAAAAACAAAAUGUUAAUUUUCUCGCUGCAACAUUCUAAUUGGUUUCUACCUUGUUGGUAGACCUAGUAAUGAUUAUUGUGACAAUAUUUGUCUUCUAUAGUGUACACUACACUAAAACAAAUUCUUAUUGGCUUGUGUAAGGAUUUAGAGGGGAGUCAUUUCAGUUGCUGCCUCAGGCACCAGCCCUGUUCCAAGCUGUAAUCCACAGAAUGGAUCUGAAAUUACAGGAAUAUGUUGAUACGUUGAGCAUCUGCAAACCAUUCCUAGGAUAUAUUUUAAAAUUUAGCUGUUUCACUUAACACCUGUUUUUGUUACAAGUAUUUUUUUACAUAGAAUAUCUUAUAAUGAAUAAUCUGUAAUCAUUAAUAUACACUUUGGCAUUUAAAUUAAAAACAAAAAACUGUGUAUAAAUGAUAUGUUAAAGUGCCCUCACUCAGUAGAAUCAGCCAUUUUGUUCCCAGAACCAAUAUGCAGCCAAUUAAUUCACAAGGAACUAGUGAAAUGGCAGGUCUUGAUGAUCUCUGCAGUUCCUGGUGAAAUGAUUGGCCUCUCAGCACAAAAUGGCUGACACCACUGUGUGUAGGCAUUAACUACACUUCAACCAUUUCCGCUGAAUUCAAAUCCCACUGAUGUUUUGCACUUGCCGUGACCUAUUUUGUUUUUCUAUAUUGUAGAAAGAAAAAUCAUUUGUAUGGCAAAUAUGUCAGUGAAAAAAAUGUAAAAAAAAAAUGCUCAUUUAAGGUAUCUAUUGCUUUUUACAAAAUAUGGUCUAUUUUUUUAAUGUGUACACAUGCCACAAGUUGCCAAUAAAAAAAUAUUAUAUGUAAUAAAUUCAGUAUAUUUUC
This is a messenger RNA of Pseudophryne corroboree (corroboree frog), 9592 nucleotides long. RefSeq names its product junctional cadherin 5 associated (gene JCAD). Lineage: Eukaryota; Metazoa; Chordata; Amphibia; Anura; Myobatrachidae. The record is from RefSeq and is a predicted model, not a curated record. Gene Ontology annotation, biological process: positive regulation of blood vessel endothelial cell proliferation involved in sprouting angiogenesis. The transcript has 6 exons. The coding region runs from base 268 to 4077 and encodes 1269 amino acids. Gene Ontology annotation, cellular component: ruffle membrane; adherens junction.